CUAGUUUCACUAACAGUUUAGCACACAGUGCUAGCGGGAGAGAUCAACAAUGGCGGAGGAGGAGAGAGAAAUCGAAGUGCGUACGCUGACGGGUGAAUCCACAACGGUUUUUAUAGGGCCAAACAAAACCAUUAGCGACCUCAAGCUUCUAUUGACUCUCACAUUCCCUCCUGCUUCUUCUUCCCCCAAUUUUCACCUCUUCUUCAAGGGAGUUAAAUUGGGGUUGCAGAGUCGCAUUAGCUCUACUGAACCUGGUGAACUGUUAGUAUUGGUUCCAUUCAUCAAGAAAGAUAAGCCUCAGACGCCAAGUUCUGAUUUUUCAACAAAUUUGCCUAAGCAAAGUUUAAACUCUGCAUAUGCUGAUUCAGUUUAUUCAGAUAUGAUGCAAGAGUUCUCGUCUUUUCUUGACCAAUCAAAUGAUACAAAUGCUAGUUAUUCUGGGUGCAAACGAAAAAGGGUUUUUGAGAACUAUAAUGAUAAGCAUGAAGAAGAAGGACCUUAUGCCUUUUUAUGGAGUACUUUGCAGUCUUCCAACAAGAAUAUUAUUGAUGACCAGAAUAGUAGAAAGUUUGUUGAGGUUUUGGAAUCCUUGAAUUGCUUGAGAAGUCCACAUUUUGGGACUUGUAUUUUGUUAGGAAAUCGGGCUAAUAGUGAUUCAGGAUUAUACAGUGACAACAAGGUUUCAUGCUUUUGUCCGGCAUGGUUGAAAAGAAUUAUGAAGGCAUUUGCUUUCUUGAAUAUUUUCUCUGCAUUUCUCCAAAUGCAGAAGGAAGAAAUUACCUCGACUCGUUUGAAGGACGCUCUAAAGCAGCUUAGCAAAUUUGGGUUUGGAGCUGACUUUGAGGAUAUAGAGCAUAUUGCUAUUCUUUGUUCUAAGGUAGUGAGCUUCACUAGUAAUGAAACAAAUCCUGGAAAUUCUGCCGAUGCCCUUAUUAUCAUCAAUUCUGAAUCAGAAGAAAGAAAGGAAAUUCUAACCCGAUCGAGGAAUGAUCAAAAAGCCAUGUCUCUAUCAAAGAUAUUUACCGUGAUCAGAAAGCGUGAAAACUCCUUUAAAACUGAUCUGUGGACAGCUGCUAGACUUCUAAUGGGUAAAAGUGGAAAUGCAAUUACAAUGCACUUUUCCUUAGAAGAUUUACUCAAAUUUGUGAAGGAAGGUGGUGUUCCUGCAAGGGGAAAUAAAGCAAAAAAGGAAAAAGGAAGCCAGUUCAUUGCUCCACGCUCUUAUUCAUUCCGAACACGAUGUUCGGACACAAAUAAAUUGCUACCAGCAGAAAUGCUUCAACAUCUCAGAGAGGGCACUGGAGCAAAUGGACAAAUAGUGCAUGUUGAAGACAUUGGUGCCAGAAAUGCAAUAUGUGUAGAAAUACCACAUGAACUCUCAGAUAACAUAAAAUCUUCCCUCAAAUGUAUGGGGAUCACUAAAUUAUACAGCCACCAGGCAGAGUCUAUCAUGGCAUCCCUUGCCGGGAAGAAUGUUGUUGUCUCAACAAUGACGUCUAGUGGGAAGUCCCUUUGCUAUAAUAUACCAGUUCUUGAAGUAUUGUCCCAGAAUUUGGAUUCAUGUGCUUUAUACUUGUUUCCAACUAAGGCCUUAGCUCAAGAUCAACUAAGAGCAUUAUUAGCUAUGACAAAUAGAUUUGACACUGCCAUAAAUAUUGGCAUAUAUGAUGGCGAUACAUCUCAGAGGGAAAGGCCAGAGCUGCGUGCUAAUACUAGACUGUUGAUCACAAAUCCAGAUAUGUUACACAUGACAAUCUUACCAUUUCACAGACAGUUCAGUCGAAUUUUAUCAAAUCUGAGGUUUGUGGUGAUUGAUGAAGCUCAUGCUUAUAGAGGAGCAUUUGGAUGCCAUACUGCUCUUAUAUUGAGAAGACUCCGCCGGAUAUGUUCUCAUGUUUAUGGAAGUGAUCCCUCAUUUAUAUUCUCAACUGCAACUUCAGCCAACCCUCGUGAGCAUUGUAUGGAACUUGCAAAUCUUUCAACGUUGGAGCUUAUUAACAAUGAUGGGAGUCCUUCUUCUCAAAAACUUUUUGCUCUCUGGAAUCCACUUUCAUAUCCAGGAACUGCGUCGAAUAAAGAUGAUAGUCUGACUGCAAAUAAAAAAUCAAGCCCAAUUUCAGAAGUUUCAUACCUCUUUGCAGAAAUGGUUCAGCAUGGACUUCGUUGCAUAGCUUUUUGCAAUUCACGCAAACUCAUUGAGCUUGUUUUGUCCUAUACGCGUGAGAUCCUUCAAAAGACAGCACCCCACCUCGUGGAUUUAAUAUGUGCUUAUCGUGCCGGCUACACUGCUGAGGAUCGAAGGAAAAUAGAGAGUGAUUUUUUCAGUGGAAAGCUGUGUGGAGUUGCUGCAACCAACGCGCUUGAGUUGGGAAUAGAUGUUGGACACAUUGAUGCCACUCUGCAUUUAGGCUUUCCUGGUAGUAUUGCUAGCCUAUGGCAACAAGCAGGCAGAUCUGGACGAAGAGAAAAGCCAUCUCUUGCUGUGUAUGUUGCAUUUGAAGGGCCUCUUGAUCAGUAUUUUAUGAAAUUUCCAAAGAAACUCUUUAGUAGCCCAAUUGAGUGCAAUCAUAUUGAUGCUCAAAAUCAGCAGGUGCUUGAACAACAGCUGGUCUGUGCUGCUUUUGAGCAUCCAUUGAGUGUGAUUUAUGAUGAGAAACAUUUUGGCGCUGGUUUGAGCUAUUCCAUAAUGACCCUUAAAAAUAUGGGAUACCUGAGUUCUGAUCUGUCACAUGAUUCUUCUGCUAGAAUAUGGAGCUACAUUGGCCGUGAGAAAAUUCCAUCACAUGGAAUUAGUAUUCGAGCGAUAGAGACUGUAAGAUACAGAGUUGUAGACAGAAAUGGGAAUGAGGUCCUCGAAGAGAUAGAGGAAAGCAAAGCUUUCUUUCAGGUAUACGAGGGUGCAGUCUAUAUGCACCAAGGGAAGACAUAUUUGGUGGAGGUAUUGAAUGUAUCAGAAAAGUUUGCUCUGUGUCGUAGAGCAGAUUUGAAAUACUACACAAAAACCCGUGAUUAUACAGAUGUUCAUGUCUGCGGUGGUGAUAUAGCGUAUCCAGCAAGGGUUUCCAAGAACCAAUCCUUAAAAACAACAGCUCAAGCAAGUCAUUGCAAAGUUACAACUACUUGGUUUGGCUUCUAUUGCAUACAAAGAGGGACCAACAACGUCUUAGAUAAAUUUGAUCUUUCUCUUCCUAAAUACUCAUAUGAUUCACAGGCAGUUUGGAUUCAAGUUCCUCAAUCAGUUAAGAAUACGGUACUGAAAGAUUUUCCAUUCCGGGAGGGUCUGCAUGCAGCUUCUCAUGCUCUUCUUAAACUAGUGCCUUUAUAUAUAAGAUGCAAUUCGUCUGACUUGGCUCCAGAGUGUCCUAAUCCUCAUGAUACCCGCUACUGCCCUGAAAGAAUUCUCAUAUAUGAUCAGCAUCCAGGAGGAACUGGUGUCACAAAGCAGAUUCAACCCUAUUUCACAGAACUUCUGAAUGCUGCUUUGGAACUUCUCACAUCCUGCCAUUGCUCUGGAGUUACCGGUUGCCCAAGCUGUGUUCAAAGUUUGGCUUGUCAUGAGUUCAAUGAGGAGAUACACAAGGGUGCAGCCAUUGUGAUCAUUAAGGGUGUUUUGGAUGCAGAGAAAGAUUACUUCAAAUAUAUGCAUGACUCUUCUCAUGACCCUAGAGAUCAAUGUCCUGAUUCCUAAUUGAUUGACAUUAUUUAUGUAUUUAUUUAACUAUUUUGUUGCAGAGGAGAAAGGGAAGAGACUAUUGAGUUCCUUUUACGCCAAAGUUACACAGCAAAUCCUUAGACUUAUUAAAAUUUCUAGUAAAUUUGCGUGUUAAGGCAAUAUCGAGGGUAUAAAACACUUCUUGUAACGGCAAUGCAUAUGUGGACUUAAGAACAUAUUUCUUUUAGGGCUUAGGACAUAUCAUGUUUAGCUAAAGAGCACCGGUGUGGGAUGAAAAAAAUUUUCUUCUCCUUUUGGGCAUUUGAUUUUGAAAAUACACAAAAAAUAA
Molecule: messenger RNA, 4001 nt
Organism: Jatropha curcas
Lineage: Eukaryota; Viridiplantae; Streptophyta; Magnoliopsida; Malpighiales; Euphorbiaceae
Product: UBQ, helicase-c and DEAD-like helicase domain-containing protein
Biological process (GO): interstrand cross-link repair; nucleotide-excision repair
Cellular component (GO): nucleus
Molecular function (GO): ATP binding; nucleic acid binding; 3'-5' DNA helicase activity
Source: RefSeq, a predicted model, not a curated record